Molecule: messenger RNA, 515 nt
Organism: Sitodiplosis mosellana (orange wheat blossom midge)
Lineage: Eukaryota; Metazoa; Arthropoda; Insecta; Diptera; Cecidomyiidae
Exons: 3
Coding region: 73-489 (138 amino acids)
Source: RefSeq, a predicted model, not a curated record
UGAUCAGUUUGUUUUUUCGUGACCAAAGUUCAGUGAAACAAUUCACAAUUUUACUUUUUGCUUCAUUUUACGAUGUUAGUCAAUUCAAAAACCGUGCAAUGCUCUUCGAAAAAGGAUUACCAUAGCGAAGACAGUGUUGAAAUUGCAGUUUGUGCUUGUCGUGAUAAAACCAAACCAAGGCAUUUCGAGGAGUUUGGCGAUUGCGACGAAGAACAAUACAUCGGAAAUGUGAAAAUUUUCACGCUUCGCAUUCCACUCAGAGAAACCAUUCAAACGGUCACUUUUCCAAAGGAUCCAGAAAAAUCGGAUAUUAUGAUUCAUGGUAUUCAACACAAUGACUAUAGGAUUCAGCCGUCAAAAUUGACAAUUGAAAGUGGCGGAUUCGGUUCGACAUAUGCAAAAAUCACCAUUACAUCACAUUACGGCUCCGGUUUGUCAUCGGUCAUUCACUUUUAUGGAGCGAAAAAUACAAACAUAAAUUCUUUUUAAACACUCGGUUUUAAACAAUCAUACAA